Messenger RNA from Striga hermonthica, 477 nucleotides. The record is from the annotation of a GenBank genome assembly. Lineage: Eukaryota; Viridiplantae; Streptophyta; Magnoliopsida; Lamiales; Orobanchaceae.
UUCGAUGAUGAAGUACGGGCUUUAAUACUUUUGUCUUCCCUACUAGAAAGUUGGAAUGCUACGGUCACAGCUGUGAGUAGCUCAUCGGGAAGCAAUAAGUUGAGAUUUGAUAUUAUUCAAAAUUUGGUUCUCAGUGAAGAGAUCCGGCGGAGAGAGUUGGGUGAACCAUCGACCUCUUCUGUAUUGCAUACAGAGUCAAGAGAACGAAGUUCAACCAAAAAAAGCAGACACAACAAAUCAAAGGGGAGAAGAUCCAAGUCCAGAAAUCAUCGCAGUUCCCAAAACUCGAAGUUGAUCGAGUGUUGGAAUUGUGGGAAGACCGAACACUACAGAAACCAGUGCAAGCAGAGCAAAGAUGAGUCUUGGGUGUUAGACUCGGGAGCAUCCUUCCAUGCUACCUCACAGAAGGAACUAUUCAAAAAUUAUGUUCUUGGAAAUCUUGGUAAAGUUUACCUUGGUAAUGAGCAAUCAUGUGCA